AACAGCAUUAAAACAGGGUGGUAGACAACUGACAAAGGACAGUGCCCAGAGUUAAUGGAGAGAUAAAACAAAGAUGACAGAGGAACUGAAUUGUGUUGAGGAAGUGGACGUGCCAAACGCCACCAUUCCUCGUUUGCAGUUCUUGUCGCACCUCUCCAGUGGUCUAGAAGGAAUCCUGAACAGUACGCAGCACGCUGACGUCACGAUCCAAGUUGAUGACCACGAAUACCAAUGUCACAAAGUAAUAUUGGCGGCUAUGUCUCCAUAUUUCGAGGCUAUGUUCACCCAUGAUAUGAAGGAAAACCGUGAAAGUGUUGUCCGAUUACAUGACAUAGAGCCCGAAAUAUUUGAAAAUCUUCGAACGUUUAUGUAUACAGGAAAAGCCACGGUUAGGGAAGACAACGCGGAAAAAAUAUUUCGCGCCUCGUCGCUCAUGCAGAUACCCUGUUUGCAAGAACGAUGCGAAGAUUUCUUACUUUCUCAAAUUUCUCACGAAAACUGCAUUGGGAUAUGGAAGAUUGCGAAGGCACAUGCGUGUCAGAAACUCUGUGAGAAAGCGUGGGGCACUAUUCUUGAGAACUUCCAGAUGGUUUGUACCACAGAAGAUUUUUUGCAUCUCGAUAUAGACGAAAUUGUUCUUAUUUUCCAGGAUGAUUAUUUGAAAUCUCCCUCAGAGGAGUUUAUCUGUGAUGUCGCUAACGAAUGGAUUGACUUCGAUAAAGAUCGCCGUUGUCAAAAUAUCUGCGAAAUCCUUCCCUCGCUGCGCCUUCCCCUCGUGUCCUCAGAUUAUUUGUUCCAUGUUUUUGACUCAAAUAUUGUAGUUCAAAACAGCCCCCAGUGUAGGUCGGUUAUGCGGGAAGCUAUGCGUUAUCACACUUGUCUGUCCAAACGCCAAGAUUUUACAUCCAUUCGGUGUAGCAGAAGAAUGACCAGUAAAGUCGACGAUGUGUUGAUCGUGAUUGGAGGUUUGUUAUCCACCACUCCUCGAUAUCAAACGACAAAAGAGGUUCUAUGCUACAGCUUCCAGCAGGAAAAAUGGUUUUAUCUUCCUUGUUUGCCGUACGAUCCUGGGUACGAGUUCGCAGCCUGCACACACGGGGACAGCAUAUUUGUCUCUGGCGGAUGGUUGAAACUCCAAGGCCUUGCAGAAUUUAAGACUCACAAAAACGAAUGGAAGAUCUGUGAAACCAUGACAAAUGGAAGAUGUGGUCAUGUAAUGGUCUCAGUAGCACACUCUAUCUUCGUUUUGGGCGGAAGAGAUGGGCGGGCACCUGCUAUGACGAAUAUAGAGGAAUUUAAUCUGCAAACCGAAAAGUGGUCCAUGGCUGGUGAUCUCAUACUGGGAGUAAGGUCUACAUCAGCAUCGACAAUCGGGGAAAAAAUAUUUAUCUUUGGAGGAAUCACAGAAUCAGAUAAGGACACAAUGUCUGUACAAUGUUUUGAUACGCGACUACACUGCACUAGUAUAAUAGGCGAUCUUCCUUUUACUUGUCGACUCACCCGAACUGUGAGCUUAGAUAUGUCCGUCUAUGUUCUAGCACCAGAUGGUAGAGUUCUUGAAUUCUGUGACCCAACUCUGAGUAUCAUUUCCCACAACGUAUCACGACCAAGGUCACGCUGCGAUUCCUCAGACUCGACAGACGUCACCGUGACGUCGACAGAACCAUAUACGGUAACAACAACGUUAUCACCAGUGCUGGGGAAAUUGUUAUGUCGAAUUCCCAACUUCAGUCAGCAUCACUUCGAGGUGAUCCAGCAUCGCGGGAACAUCUUGCUUGUUGGUGGGAAAACACCUGACAACACAAUUCUGAAGAACAUCAUACAAGUCAAUGUUCGUUGUAAAGGGGAUGUCAAGGUCACCGAUCAGACACCGUUGGAGAUGCCCUCGGCACGUUGGUGCUUCGGAUGUGUCAAAACAGUUGUACCACGCGACUAUCUGAACAAUGAAAUGAGAAACUGAUUCGAAAUAGUAUUUUUUAAAACAUAAACAGACUUCUUGCAACGUGUUGCAAUUAGACACAUGCACAGAAAUGUUGCAUUGUAUUAGUUGAUGAUAACAGUUUUGUUCGUAGCAGUAGACAGAAUUCUUGUGUCAUGCAUUUGCUUCUAAGAACAACAGUAGUUUAAUUUGCUGCCCAAAGUCAUAAUUUAGAUUUAUGAAGUCUUAAAGUUUUAGAAAUGGCAUAAUGUCUUUCAACUCUAGUGCAAUGUAUAUGUUGUUUGUUGUCUCUUUUCUGUUGUUAAUGUUUAGAGUAUUUAUCUGCUUAGCUUGCCUGGCGAAAUUUCGGAGAACCAUCCUGUUAUCUACAACAUAUUUGACGGUAUCAUUGUCAAUGUUUGUUGGGUUUUUUUUGACAACAAAUGCAAAGUCCAAAUAACAUUUAAUGUUCGUAAACAGUGUCUUUCAAAUUCAUAUUUUGCAUGUAUCUUCCUUUCUUGAAUAGGUUUUAGAUUCAGUAUCUAUACCAAUCAGUUUGAUCUAAGACCAAAGUUGAGAUUAUAUUUAUACACGUUACCUUUUGGUUUAUAUAUCAUUUAUUUUAUUCCUAUUAACUUGGUUGUAACAGAUGGCUUAUACUUUGAUAAGGUAACAUCCUCAUUCGAAAACUUUCAGAACAAAUUCAUUUCGUCUGAUUGAAAACCGAAAUUUUAAACACCCUUCAUCCAUUUUAGCUUUUUACCAGGGUUGCGUGUUGUAUCCGUGUUGCCCCAUUUUGAGGUUUUGUGUUUUAAUUUGAUUUUCCCUUGAUUGUAGUGCGCUAUUAAAUUAAUCGGAUUCUCUACAUUCAUUUUUUCUUGAUAAGUACAAAAGAUUUAAUCAUUUUAUACUUAAAUGAAUUCUUGCUUUAACAGGAUUUAGCUGGAUCGGAAAUAUACAUCAUAGUAAUCGGAAAUACACUUCAUGCAAUACUUUUGUUUUAAUUUUUUAGUGUAUUUCCCCCCUUUGUUUAUAGUUGUUGCAUGUGGUCAUUCGUCAUUUGAGUAGAGGAAUAAAUAACUGUUGACCCAA
Messenger RNA from Saccostrea echinata, 3010 nucleotides. Its product is annotated as kelch-like protein 24. The transcript has 3 exons. Gene Ontology annotation, molecular function: protein binding. The coding region runs from base 74 to 1960 and encodes 628 amino acids. NCBI's taxonomy places the organism in Eukaryota, Metazoa, Mollusca, Bivalvia, Ostreida, Ostreidae. The record is from RefSeq and is a predicted model, not a curated record.